AUGGGAAAUUAAAAUUUCAAAGAAUUUGACUUUUCAAAUCAAACUGGUUUAUAUAUUCGUACAGAUAAAUUAUCUUAUAAUCCAGGUGAAGAAGUCAAAGGUAAAUUAUAAAGUAUAAUUAGGAAAUAUUUACUUGAAUUUGGUAAAUGAUGAAUAACUUGAACCUACUAUUUAUUUAAAAGUGAAAGGAUAUGAAAAAGCUAAAUGGAAAGAAACUAGAACUAUUUAGUAAAACAUUCCUUAAACUUAACUUCUUUAAAAUUAAUCAAGAGAAGCUACAGAAUUUUAUGAUAAUGAAAAUGUAUUCUAUUAACACAAAAUUCAAGUUUAUUAAUUUUAAUCAAAGUAUUUGUUGAAAUCAUUAAUAGAAUGAUACCCUAAGGACAAUAUUAAUUUCCAUUCGAAUUCUAAUUGAAAUAAAAUCUACCAGCAUCAUUUGAAUAUAAAGAAUAAAAUUUAGAAUGCAGAAUUAAAUACAGUGUUAAAGCUGAAAUUGAUUCACCUAAUAACGAUUAAAAAAAGAUUAAAUUUAAAUAAGAAUUUCUUGUCAGAGAACCUAAUAAUGACAAACCAAAAGAUAAAGAAUAGACUUUAUAUCCUAAGACAUGUUUUUGUAUACCAAUGGGAGUAAUUUUAAUAAAAUAUCAUUUAGACUAUUUAAUUAGACUAUGAAUUUGAUUAAGAAGAUUAUUAAUCUAAUGAUAUUGCUAAUUUAACAGUUAAAAUUAAUAAUUCUUAAUCUAAAGUUGGUAUAUCUACUAUCACAGGUAACCUGAAAAACACAUUAAAGCUUGUGAGUAAAACAGGCCAGACUAAAUUGAUAUCAAGAACCUGUGGAACAUCCUCAAUUCCAGGAAUUCAAGCAGGUUAAAAUAAUCAAAAUAAUAUUAUGACCUUAAAAUUUUAGGAUUAAGGGACUAAUAUUCCUUUGAAUCCAACUACAAAUGGAAAGAUUAUUAUGAGUAAUUAUUAAUUUUCUGUUUCUGCAGAAUUGAAAGGAAUAUUCUUAUGUUUUGCAGAAACAGAGAGUAAAGAUCUUCAAAUAAGGAUUCAAGGUUAGUAAAUACAAAGUUAUGAUUAAUUUGUUGCACCUACUUUUGGUUGGAACCCAUAAGUUAUGGAAGUAAUUUAUAAAUUUUCUAUUUAAUUUAGACUUUUUCUAUAUAUUUUCAAGAUUCUAAUAAGUACUAUCCUUAAGAUUUGAUUCCAGAGUAAAAUUAGAAUACAGAGACUAUCAGAAUCCAAAUCAGCCAUUGA
This is a messenger RNA of Paramecium primaurelia, 1257 nucleotides long. The record is from the annotation of a GenBank genome assembly. NCBI's taxonomy places the organism in Eukaryota, Ciliophora, Oligohymenophorea, Peniculida, Parameciidae.